Toxotes jaculatrix (banded archerfish) is the source of this 5506-nucleotide messenger RNA. RefSeq names its product adapter molecule crk-like. Bases 281 to 1240 code for a protein of 319 amino acids. Gene Ontology annotation, molecular function: protein binding. Lineage: Eukaryota; Metazoa; Chordata; Actinopteri; Toxotidae. The record is from RefSeq and is a predicted model, not a curated record. The transcript is spliced from 3 exons.
UAGAUCCGCCAUUUCAGUCCCGGAGUUUCUUGUUGCACAUUAGUUUUGAAUAAUUUUCUAAUUUUAACAUUUAAGCUGCAGAUAAUUGAGGUUUGUGUUGCAACAUAGAUUCAGUCAACCUAAACGCCUUGGCAUUAUUUAGUGGAAGUUGCCAGAGUCUUGGUAUUAUACUGUUUUUUUUUUUCAGCGGCAGCGUUAGUCAACCAAAGUUUUUGUAUGAGUUGCGGAUAGGGAGAGGCGAAGGGGAAAGGCCUCAAGCCUCGGACAGGAUUUCACAGCCAUGGCCGGUAAUUUUGAUGCCGAGGACCGUGCUAGCUGGUACUGGGGAAGGCUAAGUCGCCAGGAAGCAGUGUCUCUUUUGCAGGGACAGAGACAUGGUGUUUUCCUGGUGCGGGACUCAAUAACCAGCCCUGGUGACUACGUGCUGUCCGUGUCAGAGAACUCCAGAGUGUCCCAUUAUAUAAUCAACAGCAUCAGUAACAACCGGCAAUCUGGCUCAGGUUUGGCUCCUCCGCGGUUUCGGAUUGGGGAUCAGGAGUUUGAAGCGCUGCCAGCCCUGCUGGAGUUUUAUAAGAUCCACUACCUGGACACCACUACACUUAUAGAGCCCAUAAGCAUGGCCAGGCACACAGGUUUCAUCAGCUCCUCCUCUGUUGGUGUCCCUCAGCAGCCUGAGGAGGCUGAGUUUGUCCGGGCGCUGUUUGAUUUCCUUGGCAACGAUGAGGAGGACCUUCCCUUCCGCAAGGGUGACAUUCUGCGUGUGCUGGAGAAGCCUGAGGAGCAGUGGUGGAACGCUGCGAACCAAGAGGGACGAGCCGGAAUGAUCCCUGUCCCCUACGUGGAGAAAUACCGGCCUGCCUCGCCCACUGCUGCCGGCCUGGGUCCCCCCGCUGCGGGAACUGGACAGGGGGGGCAAAUUGGAGGGGUAACGGGAAGCACAGACGGAACAGGGGCCCCACCGGCCAAUCCUCCGGGGGAUCCAGGCCAGUACGCUCAGCCUGUAGUCAACACUCAGCUUCCCAACCUACAGAACGGGCCUGUGUAUGCCCGGGCCAUUCAGAAGAGGGUGCCCAAUGCCUAUGAUAAGACGGCGCUUGCUCUAGAGGUGGGAGACAUGGUAAAAGUGACCAAGAUCAACGUGAAUGGCCAGUGGGAGGGCGAGUGCAAGGGCAAACGAGGCCACUUUCCCUUCACCCACGUUCGACUGUUGGAACAACAGCAUCCUGACGACGAGAGCUGAGAAACACACGCACUCCCAUCGCCUGCGCACAUCCCUUCUCUUUUGGCCAUUUUGUCAUGCUCAGAAAGAAAAAAGAUUUGUACAAGCACACAGUAUAUGAACCUAUGAGCUAAACCGAUCAGGCCCUCCUGACCCUACCAACACAAGACUUGUUGGUUGAUCUUGCCUAAUGUCAUUUUGAUGGACGUCGCUCACACUAAGAGUUUACACUAAGGUCAGACUGAUAUCGGUUUGCCCCUAUUAGCAUCUCUGUUCUUUUUUCUUUUCUUUUUUUUUUAAAGUCAGCCUUACCCACUACCAGUGUUGGCUUCCUCCUCGACUACAGCCUUGUAAAAAAAACCUCCAAAAUCUGCAAUGAAAUAGUUCCAUCAAGUAGCUAGCAACAUUUAUUGGUUUAAUAUUUAUUGGUGUAAAACCUUAAUUGAACACACUUGUGUGUUGCCUUACGCAGAAUCACGAGAGGUGAGGUGUGUUUAGCCUAGCUUAGCACCACGACUAGAAACAGGGGUGAACAGUUACCUAGCCAAGUCAAAAGAGAAAAGAACAAGUUGACAACUUCCAGUAACUUCGAAGCAGUUUUAUUUACUUUUUGUACACUGUUUGUUGAGCAGUUAUAGAAUUAAGGCAUUGUUUUAGGGUGCUUUGACACCGACCCUGCUUGGUGUUUGGAUCAGGUGAACUACUUCUUUUAGCUCGAUUUGUUUUUGGCUCGUGUAAAAGCUGUUAGUAAAGCUGUGGUGCAGACAAAACCAGUGGACCCAAACCAGGUUGCAGUUCGCCUCCAAAUAAACUCUGGAGCGAAUGCAAGCCAGACUUAAUGCAGGACUUUGUGAUGUUAGAUAUGAUUACAUGAAUUCAGAACAGAACACGGCAUUAUUUAUUACACACAAGGUCCAGUUGCAGUCACCGAGUUGCCUGUCAGUCCAUAUCACUUUAUGUUUACAGCUUUUUGCCUAUUUGUAAUAAGCCAUGAGAACAAGAAGUAGAAGGAGUAAGAACUAAAAGACAAUAAUGAACCUUUUUCUCUUUUGUCUGGACCAAAUGAACUAAAACUACAGGUAUAAAACCAGACAUCAGAGCUAUUUCUUUAUCCACCACCAGUGGACUCAUGCUGCUAACAGUAACAGAAUUUAAUCAGCUUUUAAUGGUGUAAAAGGCUGUGGCAGACUUUCAGUGGAAAAGGGAUGAAAAUUUUCAAAUGAAAGAGUUUGAAUAUUAGCAAAAUUUGAGUUUCAGUCCACAAAGGGCAGUAUUAGGCACCAGUAACCGAUAUCAGUCGAACCCUAGUUUACACACCUCCAGCCCAGUAUUGAAGUCUGCACUGCACAUACAGCUCACUGCAGAGCCAGCCCACUCUUCCCUUUCUGCCGUAUCUGUGUAUGCCCUCCCACUACAUUUCAUUCAUACACAGAAGGGAAAAAAAAUCAAUUGCACACAGGAGACAAAACACUCAGCUUCUCUCACCGAAUCAUGAAUCAGUGAGUUUUUGUAGAGCUAGACUGUGAACCUCCGAGCGAAACGAGCAAAGACUUUUCCUGAGGACGGCCCUCCUCGCAAAGAUGACUUCACCAACUUAUUACGUACUACCCACACUACAAACCAAGUCCUCUUUUUUUUGUACUAAAAGUGGAAAAUAUUAUGAUAGAAUUGACUAUAUAUAUACACACACCUUACAUGCUAAAUACUGUAAACAUUUUUUUCCUUCCUUACAUUUGAUUUUCUUUUACUUUUUGUUACCAGAGACUGUACGACUUUUAUUUUAUGUACCUCUUUUAAAACACUAUUCAGCGCCAACAUGGAUGGCUUCAGAUGCAGCAUUGUGAAAGAACAAAAGAAGCACCCUGUCACAGAGGACGGAAAGAUCCCCCGAGGCUGUUUUAGAAGAUGAGAUGAGAAAGGUUGAGUGAUUUUAUUUUUGUCUUCCAGCAGGCUUUUUAUGACAUUAUCAGUUGCAAAGGUUUUUAAGAAAAAAAAUCCAUCCUAAACACUAGUGCUCUUGCAUUUUUUAUGUAUAACUGGUAAAAGAGACAUAAUGUCACUAUGUCAUUUCUUGUGCCACUAAAAUGCUGUGAUCGAUACCUGCUGUAGGUUUGUUUCUCACCAGCUUCUUUUCGCAUCAGCUAUGAUUACACAUAAAGCUUUAAGCACACAUAUGCCCUCAAAGCAUUAUGUCAGUAUGAAAAUAAACCAUAAAAUGGUCAGUUUCUCAUCAAAAAUUUCCAGAAUUCUGUUUUACAAUGUGCUGGCUGAGCUUUGUCUCAAAAGCGGGGUUGUCCUUCUAAACAUUAUCUCCUGUGUUAGCCUGUGUAAGCUAGUGAGCACUUAGGUGGCUUGGAAAUGGUUUUGAAGUGUGGUAAAUAGCAAUGACGCUGAUGAAACCCUGUGACCAGUGACAGUAACACUGUUUUUGAGAGGAAAAUGCAUCCUGUGAUCAAAGUUGUAUUAUUCACAUGGUAAAGGAGACUAAAACUGCAUUCUACCUUAUACUUUCCAAGUCAGAAAUUCAUGUAUCAUCUUUCCCAUGAUGCAUAAAUGCAGUCGAUGUUGCUAUAUUUCUUGUUUGUUGGCAAUGCUGACCUACAGCAGGAAUAUGGUGAGUGACAAACCCCAGCUGCAUGUUGAAGUUGUUUGUUUUUUGUUUUGUCAGUCACUGGGGAGGAUUUGCUGAGUUAUGUCCUCUCUACCUCAUGUCUCAUGGAUUGGAAAAGAUGAGGAGUUCAAUAGGAAGUGGCCUGAAGCCUAAGGCUCAGUCAGUCAGUCAGUUUUGUUUUUGAUAUUUUAAAAUCAAUAAUGCGGACCCAAAUGGUUUCCAGAGCACUCCCAUAAAUAGAUUUUGUCUUUGUGCUUUCCAAAUCACAAGUUCCAAAAAGUCCUGGGGUCAGAUGUAAAAAUGAUGCCUACACACAGAAAUUAUUCAUAUAGCUUUAGCCUCACAGUUAUUAUAAAGAACAUGUGGUGAGAAGUUGUACAUUUCACACAUACAUCAAAACAGCAUAUUCAUAAUAUUCUUAAGGAGCUGAGUGUGAAAUGGUAACAGGAGCAGAAAUUAUUUUUUUAUACUCUAAUGACUUUUUUUGUACCUUGAUAUAUUAAGAUCUUUGAGCCACACUUUUGGGUUAUAUACAGCUCCAUACACAUCAGCAAACUCCUGCUAUAGUUCAAAGGCUCAUAUUACAUAUUUCCUUGUCAAGGCAAAAAUAUGUGAGCUCAGCAGAAAUAUUGGAAUUGAUCACAAUUAGUGGUUGAUAUGCUGAUAAAAGCUGGCUUUGUCUGCAUUAAGUGCAUUGUUUACUACUAGCACAGAGUGCCUGUAUAGAGCUUACGGGGUAUACAGGUGACCAGUUAAUACUAAAUGACUAUUGUGACAAGUGACAACAGUCAAAUGGCCAUGAAGUGUGCUGCUGCAAAUGGGGUGUGUUAGUGAUUUGGGGGAAGUAAAAUCAAGUGUGAGAUUUAUCCCAAAACACAGGAUCAUUGAGGAGUUUUAAUGUGUCAAAAACGGUUUGGGGAAUUUUAAAUUAUCUGUUGUAUAAUUUGUAAUGACAAACUUACAAAAAUCAAAAUUGAAAAUGCAAACUGUGAUGUCAGCUGUAGUUAUUAUUUUUUGCAUAGUUUUACAUCAACUGGAUAUCAAAAUGAUGUUUCAGUGGUGGUCAUUGCUUCUGCCAUAUUUCCCACAUUAUUCCUUCUAAUGGAAAGAAGUGAUUGUGUUUCUGUCCAUUCUGUAGUUGUACCACUUAAUUUAACAUUUCUCAUUUUUUCCCCAUUUGUUGUAAUGCCUUUAUGCAAAGUGUUGAUUGGGUAUUGCAUUCAGAUGCAUGGCACUGAACUCCCACUAAUUGUUGCCUUUGAGAGAAUUUUUCAGUUUUCAUUUCAUGGUUUCAUAGUCAUGACAUUAUUGUAACGCACAGCAAUUAAAGACCAAUGAAUUUUAGUUUAUUUUUUUUUUAGAGGAUACCACUAAUGAUUCUACAAUAUGCACCUUAUCUCCUUUACAGCUCAAGAAAAAACACAUUAAGUCUCAAAAUGCCAAAUAAUGUUUAAAUGUUCCUUUUUUUUGUAAGAUCAAAUAUUUUUGCCUUUGUGCCAUUUCACCCUGACUUUGAAGAGGACCGGAACAAGCAAAAAUAGGAUUUUUUAAGAGGUUGUACAAUAUGUCAAAGUGUUAUGAAAAUAUAUUAUUUGAAGUACAAAUUUUCCUUUUUAUUUUCUGUAGCAUGUAAUGUGUUAAUAUACCUAGUCAAUAAAAAAUAUACCAAAUUGUCA